Molecule: messenger RNA, 1751 nt
Organism: Medioppia subpectinata
Lineage: Eukaryota; Metazoa; Arthropoda; Arachnida; Sarcoptiformes; Oppiidae
Source: the annotation of a GenBank genome assembly
GACCGCAUAUGCGUGGCGUCGGGCGGCAAACAACAGGUGGAGAUCUCGGCCGAGCAUAUACUGGCCUGCAGUGGGGCCGGCGAUUGCCCGUUCGGCGGCUCUUCCGCCGGCGCCUAUCAGUACUACAUAUCCGACGGUAUUGUGUCGGGCGGUCUGUACCAGAGCCACGUCGGCUGUCAACCCUACAGCCUAAAGGGCUGCGAACAUCACGUGACCGGACAUCUGCCCCCUUGCCCUAAAGAGGACGACCCGACCCCUAAAUGUCAGCACAAGUGUGUCGCCGGCUAUAACGGCACCUACCAGUCGGACCUACACUUCGGUAGCCGUGCCUAUAGUUUCAGUAAUAGGAAUGAGGAGUUACAGCAGGAUAUCAUGAAGAAUGGCCCCGUUGUCGCCAGUUUUACCGUUUAUGAAGAUUUUCCAACUUACAAGUCCGGUGUUUAUAAGCACCUGACCGGUGGUCAUUCCGGUCGUCACGCCGUGAAGAUUAUUGGAUGGGGUGUGGAGUCGGGUGUGGACUACUGGCUGGUGGCCAACUCAUGGAACCCCGAUUGGGGAGAUGAAGGCUUUUUCAAAAUUGCCCGUGGUCAUAAUGAGUGCGGAUUUGAGCAGCAAAUAGUUGCCGGUUUGCCCAAAGUUGUACUUACUUACUACUCCACAUCUCACCAAGCUCAAACAAUGGGCAAAUUAAUGCUGGUAGCGUUGUUGGCCGCGUGCGUAGCCGUGUCUUACCCAUCGCCCCAUGGCUUUAAAAGCAUGGAUGAUAUGGUAGACUAUAUUAACAGUUUGGACACAACUUGGAAGGCAACCAAAAACUUUGACAGCCGAUACCUGGACACCGUUGGCCCCAAUUUGGGUCUCUUACCCCGCAAUCCGUCAUACGUUGCCGGCGAAGCGCCCGCUUUCGACCCAUCGCUGGCUUUACCCGAAUCGUUUGACUCGCGUCAACAGUGGCCCGAUUGCAAGUCCAUCAAAGAGAUCAGAGACCAGGCCUCGUGCGGUUCGUGCUGGGCGUUCGCCGUGGCCGAGGCUAUCAGCGAUCGCAUAUGCGUGGCGUCGGGCGGCAAACAACAGGUGGAGAUCUCGGCCGAGAAUAUCAACGACUGCAGCGGCGCCGGCGGCUGUAACGGCGGUUUCAUGGAGGAGGCCUACGAGUACUACGUGAGCGACGGCGUCGUGACCGGCGGUCUGUACAAGUCCAACGUGGGCUGUCAGCCCUACACCAUUCCCGGCUGCGAGCACCACGUGUCGGGCCCUCUGCCCGCCUGUUCGGCAACAGUGCCCACACCCAAGUGUCAGGAGAAAUGCGUGGCCGGCUAUAACGGCACCUACGAGUCGGACAAACACUUUGGUAGCAAAGCAUACAGUGUCCGAUCGGUGCAGGAGAUCCAACAGGACAUCCAGAAACACGGACCAGUUGUGGCCGGAUUUAGCGUCUACACCGAUUUUCUGACCUACAAGUCCGGUGUCUACCAUCACGUGACCGGUAAGAUGGAAGGCGGACACGCCGUGAAGAUCCUGGGAUGGGGUGUGGAGUCGGGUGUGGACUACUGGCUGGUGGCCAACUCGUGGAACGCCGACUGGGGAGAUAAGGGUUACUUCAAGAUCCGUCGGGGACAUAAUGAGGGCGGUAUUGAGGGCCGCAUAUCUGCCGGUUUACCCAAGUUGUAAAUAAACAAUGAUGCUUUAUUUUAAGCUAUUUGUAUCGUAUAUUUGAUACAAUGUAAAAUAAAAUUUUAUUUCAUUCAGUA